CAAAAAUUCAUGAUAUCAGACAACAAUGACAGUAUCAGAAACAACAAUAGACAACAAUGACAGUAUCUAAAAGCCAGUGAUGCUCAAUUCUUCCCUAACACCACAGGGGCUGAGAGAAUGUUUGAUGUAAUUGAAGACAUGACAAAUUCACGACCGAAUUACAUGUUCAUGCUGUGCUGGAAAUACCUGACUCCUCUCGUGUCCCUUGUGUCUUUUGUCUGUUCAAUGGUUAAGUACAAACCUCUCACUUUUAACCGCUGGUAUGUGUACCCGGACUGGGCGUACGCACUAGGCUGGUUACUGGCCCUGUCCUCCAUUCUGCUGGUGCCUGGAUGGGCGCUGAUCCGACUGUUUACUGAGAAAGGAAGCCUAAAACAGCGUUGGCGUCACCUGUGUAGUCCUGACACAAACCUCCCUUUUAUCUGUAAGCAAAAAGCUGAAAUGGAAGAAAACACCUUCAUCACAGAGAUGCAAGACUUAGUCAAGAGUGACACAAACUAAAAGAUGCUC
Messenger RNA from Rhinichthys klamathensis goyatoka, 510 nucleotides. RefSeq names its product sodium- and chloride-dependent GABA transporter 2-like. Gene Ontology annotation, biological process: sodium ion transmembrane transport. The coding region runs from base 118 to 501 and encodes 127 amino acids. Gene Ontology annotation, cellular component: membrane. The transcript has 3 exons. Lineage: Eukaryota; Metazoa; Chordata; Actinopteri; Cypriniformes; Leuciscidae. The record is from RefSeq and is a predicted model, not a curated record.